Molecule: messenger RNA, 1291 nt
Organism: Boleophthalmus pectinirostris (great blue-spotted mudskipper)
Lineage: Eukaryota; Metazoa; Chordata; Actinopteri; Gobiiformes; Gobiidae
Gene: psmd13
Product: proteasome 26S subunit, non-ATPase 13
Biological process (GO): ubiquitin-dependent protein catabolic process
Cellular component (GO): proteasome regulatory particle, lid subcomplex; nucleus; cytosol
Molecular function (GO): structural molecule activity
Source: RefSeq, a predicted model, not a curated record
CUCAGUAGAAAAUCGGACCACACUUUUCUUGUUUUACUGCUGAAAAUAACCGAAUUUCGCCAAAAUGAAAGAUGUUAGCGGGUAUCUCAAGCAACAACAGAGCUGCAGCCUACCGGAGAUGGCAGCGGAGUGGCACGGCCUGGAGGAACUUUAUAACAAGAGGUUGUGGCACCAGCUCACACUGAAGCUCACAGACUUUGUGAAAGACCCUUGUUUUCAAACCGGAGAUGGACUUAUACAGCUCUACGACAAUUUCCUCAGUGACUUUGAACACAGGAUAAACCCUUUGUCUUUGGUCGAGAUCAUUUUGUUUGUGGCUCGUCAGAUGACAGAUCCUAAAGAUGCCAUUACGUUUCUAGAGAAAACCAAGGAAAAAGUAAAAAGCAGCGACGAGGCAGUGGUUCUGUGUAAGACGUCGAUUGGGAGUCUCAAACUGGAGAUCAGCGACCUCCCAGCCACAAAGAAGAUCAUUGAGGAGGUGGAGGAGACUCUGAAUAACCUUCCCGGAGUGACGUCUGUCCACGGGCGCUUCUAUGACCUCUCCAGUAAAUACCACCGCAUCAUGGGCAACCACGCCAGCUACUACAAGGACGCGCUGAGGUACCUGGGCUGUGUGGACAUCAAGGACCUGCCAGAUUCAGAGAAACAGGAGCGAGCGUUCACUCUGGGUUUGGCUGGACUUUUGGGCGAAGGCGUUUAUAACUUUGGAGAACUGCUGCAGCACCCGGUCCUGGAGUCUCUGAGGAACACGGACAAACAGUGGCUCAUCGACACGCUCUUCGCCUUCAACGCCGGGAACGUGGAGAAGUUCCAGGGAUACAAGUCUGCGUGGGGACAGCAGCCUGAUCUGGCGACACACGAAGCCAAACUGAUGCAGAAGAUCCAGCUGCUGUGUGUGAUGGAGAUGACGUUCACUCGACCUGCGAACCACCGGCAGCUCACGUUCACAGAAAUCGCUCAGAGCGCAAAGAUCCCAGUCAACGAGGUGGAGCUGCUGGUGAUGAAGGCUUUGUCUGUGGGGCUCAUCAAAGGAAACAUCGACGAGGUGGAUCAGAAAGUCCACAUGACCUGGGUCCAACCGCGAGUCCUGGAUCUGCAGCAGAUUAAGGGCAUGAAGGAGCGUCUGGAUUUCUGGUGUGGAGACGUGAAGAACAUGGCGAUGUUGGUGGAGCAGCAGGCGCACGACAUUCUCACAUAAAACUCUCUCGUCUGUUUAUACUCUGUUCUGUUUGUUUACGUCUGUACAUGAAUCUGUCUCACAAUAAAUGUGCCCCACGUUUGGACCCAGACA